AUGAGCUUCUUAGAAGACAGCGAUCCCUGGAACAGUGAUAAUUCGGGUACAGGGCCUGUUAAUCGGAACGAAUGGGCGGAUUUGAACGCUAGCUCACUUACUUCUUCGUCAGUUUUGAAUUCCGAUGUUUUGACUUCGCGAGUUAAUGGGUUAACAUUGAACGCAGAUCAUCAAACCACUGUGGCAGAUGUAACAGAAUCUCAAGAUGCAUGGGUUGCUUCCACAGGUGGUGAUGAUACUUUCCAAAACUUUACCGACGGUUCUCAAGACGUUUAUAAAAGAGGAAACGGAUUAUUUCAAGACAAUGAGCCACAGAAUGCAACAGAAGAAGAAGGAGGAUUCGAUUUCCAAGUUUGGGCCCAAAAUUCACGUAAGAACUACAAUCCAUUGUCUGCCGAUAUAGUUCAAAUCGAAGAAAUACCUGCAAGAGAAGGUAUAUUGUUCAAACACACGAACUACAUCGUCAAACAUCUCGUUGAGCUGCCCAACACGGAUGCUCCAGAAGACCGAAGCGUGAUAAGACGGUAUUCGGAUUUUGCAUGGUUACAAGAGGUUCUGUUGAAGAAAUAUCCUUUCAGAUUGAUAACGGACCUGCCCCCAAAGAAAAUAGCGUCUCACAAUGCAGACGCCAUUUUUUUGGAGAAGAGGCGAAAGGGCCUCACGCGGUUCAUCAACAUCCUGAUGAAACAUCCGGUACUCAGCAAAGAUGAUCUGGUGUUGACUUUUUUGACAGUUCCUACGGAUUUGCUGAGUUGGCGUAAAAGGGCGAGUUACGAUACCACUGAAGAGUUCACUGACAGAAAAAUCUCUUUGUCCUUUAUAAAGAUGUGGCAUCCAAAUUUUGCCUUGGCAUGGAAUGAAGCGGACGAGUCUAUAGACAGUGCUCUGGAAGCAUGGGCUAGAAUUACAAUUCUAGUCGAAAGGCUCGAGAAACGGCAGAAGUUUAUUUCGCAAGACCGUGCUCUUAUGGCAGGUAUCGUGUCCCAGUUUCAGAGUACUGCUCCAACAUUGUAUUCGGGUGACAUUUCGACUAUGCAAGACAUAAACGGGCAUUUGAACGCAGUCGCGAAGCACCUGCAAGCCUGCAAUGAACUGAGCGAGAAAAAAAGUGAAGAAUUGUUUUUGACCGUUUCCCCCAAAUUUAAGGCAUUCAUUGACGUUCUUCUUUCUCUGAAGGGUCUCUUUGAAAGGUAUAAAGCCAUGGCAGGGAACAAUGUGCCUCAAUUGAGAAGGCGCAUUGAAGUGAAUACAGACCGAUUGGAUCAAAUGAAGGAUAAGCCUGAUAUCAGGGGUGCGGAAUAUGAUAGAGUCAAACAGUCAAUUCUGCAUGACAGAAGACUCAUAGCUGAGCAAUUAAACAGAAAUUGGCUUAUACGAGAAUGCAUUUUACAAGAGUUCACAAUUUUCCAAGAAACGCAAUAUCUCAUUACGAGCUGCUUUCAGUCGUGGAUUCGAUUAAAUAUGCAAUACAGUGAAUUAAAUGCGAACGAAUGGGAGAAGAUUUUCCAAAAUGUCUUAACAAUGCCGCUGUCCAGGAACUGA
This is a messenger RNA of Lachancea mirantina, 1542 nucleotides long. NCBI's taxonomy places the organism in Eukaryota, Fungi, Ascomycota, Saccharomycetes, Saccharomycetales, Saccharomycetaceae. The record is from the annotation of a GenBank genome assembly.